ACAUCAACUAUUUGCUAAUAUUAAAAUAAUAAAAAUAAAUAUUUACAUCUUUUUUAUCAAAAAGAAGAAAUUAUAAAUUAAUAUAUUCAUAAGUUAUCAAUCAUCAUUUAAAAUGCCGGCAAUUGAAAAAGUUUCGACGGAAAAGCAUGAAGGUGAUGCUGUUUGUGUGGCUUUCUUUAAUAAUCAAGUAUUUUCUGGUGGUGCUGAUGGUAAAAUUAAAAUUUGGGAUAGUGAUUUGAAUCUAAUUAAAUCGGUCGAUGCUCAUGAAUCCUAUAUUUAUGCCAUGGCCAUUAAUAGCAAAGGUAAAUUGUAUUCGAGUUGCUGUGAUGGUAGUGUCAAAUUUUUGCAGCCACCCUACGACAAGGUUGAAGAUCUAUUUCGCUGUGACGAUGCUAUACAGGCCAUGUACUGUGAGGGCGAUGUAUUGUACACUGGUGAUGACAAGGGUGUCGUAUGUAAUUGGGAAAAUGACAAAAUGCUUUUCAAGUACAACUUGGUAGAGGAGGUGAAGGGAUUGUCGGCUGAACAAGAAUGGAUAUACACAGUGCGUGAUUUGGAUGUGGUAGUAUCGCAGGUGGUAUCGGGCAAAUCUGGCAAAUAUAGUACAAAAGCUGUAAUACAAGGUAAAUCGCCAUUAUGUUUAUUGGGACCCAUGAACGAGGGCCGUCACAAGUAUGUGGCAUUUGCCGAUCGUACCGGCAAAGGUAUGACCUUAAUUCACAACACUCCCAAUGAGCAAUUCAAUGUUAUAUGGGAUACUGCUGACUGCCAUGAAAUGAUUAUAAAUGGCAUGUGUGGCGAUGAGAAAUAUCUGUACACUGGCGGUUAUGACAGCAAGGUUAAAGGCUGGUCUGAGCUGGACCAAAAGAAACCAAAAGCCUUGGGCGAAGUUGACGUUGGCUGUUGUGUUAAUUGUUUAUGUAAUGGAGCCAAUAAUACAGUUUAUAUAGCUUCCAGUGAUGGUGUAAUACGACGUGCUAAAUUUAUUUAAAUUAAAUGUUAAAUGCCUUAAGUAGAUUUAAGAUUAUUGAA
Molecule: messenger RNA, 1032 nt
Organism: Calliphora vicina (urban bluebottle blowfly)
Lineage: Eukaryota; Metazoa; Arthropoda; Insecta; Diptera; Calliphoridae
Exons: 3
Coding region: 113-991 (292 amino acids)
Molecular function (GO): protein binding
Source: RefSeq, a predicted model, not a curated record